Molecule: messenger RNA, 1119 nt
Organism: Oncorhynchus gorbuscha (pink salmon)
Lineage: Eukaryota; Metazoa; Chordata; Actinopteri; Salmoniformes; Salmonidae
Product: proteasome subunit beta type-5-like
Exons: 2
Coding region: 1-1119 (372 amino acids)
Cellular component (GO): proteasome core complex
Source: RefSeq, a predicted model, not a curated record
AUGCUUUUUGGGAAGAGAACCAGAGAUAUAUCAAGCAGGGGAUUGUCGUGGAGUAACAGUGAGAGCCCACUGCAUCUUUAUAUACCAGCUGCGGAAUACCUCAGUGAAAGCCCGAUACAGUUUGGCCAAAUCAACCCCAACACUGCACCAUACCAUAUCACCCCCCUUCACCAGGAUUCAACCCAACCUUUCCCCUCUUUUCCUCCUGGCUUUCCUCCCUCCUCCUCUCCCUCUGUCCCUCUGCCUUUCCCCAUGUCUCAUGGCACCACCACCCUGGCCUUCAUGUUCCAGGGGGGAGUGAUAGCUGCAGCAGACACACGGUCCAGCUGCAAUGGGCUGGUUGCCUGCCCAGCCUCGCAGAAGAUCCUGCCUGUCCACUCCCACUUGGUGGGCACCACCUCGGGCACAUCUGCUGACUGUGCCCUAUGGAAGAGGAUACUGGCUCGGGAGCUCCGGCUUUACCAGCUCCGCCAUGGCAGAAGGCUGUCCACAGCUGGCGCUGCCAAGCUACUAGCCCACAUGCUGCACCCGUUUAAGGGCACUGAACUGUGUGUGGCAGCCACUCUGUGUGGUUGGGACAGAGGGGCGAAUCAGCAAGAGAACAGAUCAAAGAUGGGGAAUGAAACAGAUGAUCUGGCAAAGACAUCAGAAAGUGACUCAAUCUCUCAAGCAGAGGCACGGGGAAGGAAUCUGUGCCUCUCACCAGCCAUGAGUCGGCAGCACUGUUCUGCUGGAGGUAAACAGCUAGUGCUCUCUGGCCCCAGCUUGUACUACGUCUGCAGUGAUGGGACUCGCCUGCAGGGAGUGCUGUUCUCUGUGGGCUCUGGCUCGCCCUAUGCCUACUCUGUGCUGGACGGAGGGGUACGGUGGGGGCUGACGGUGGAGGAGGCCAUCUCACUGGCCAGAGAGGCUGUGUACAGGGCCACACACAGGGAUGCAUACUCUGGGAACUGUGUGGAUGUGUACCAUAUCACCUCACAUGGGUGGACUCGCAGGGACAGAGAGGAAUUGAGAGAGGAGUAUUACAGAGAGAAGGAGAGCGAAAGAGUGAAGGUGAAGGAAAGGAGGGAGAAACAGGAAGGAGUGGAAGAUGGGCAGAGCAGUGGUAGAAAGAAGUAA